AUGGCAAGACUGAGCAUGAUGAACAAGUUACUAAUAGUGGUGAUUAUAGUGGCUGAGAUUUCAAGAAUAUUUUCGAUAGAAGAUAACCCUUCGAAGGUAUUUGUGGUGGAGUUGAACAAGUUGUUGGUGAAUAAUAAAAUUUCAGAUGACUACUGCAUUGAUGAAAGGAUAUUUUGCGAUAAUGAUCAGAUCAGUAUUGUGAAUCUAGAAGCGGUUAAUAUAUCCAGAUUUCCUGUAGAGAUUAUAAUAAUUAAGGAUACAUUAAAGAGUUUGACAAUAACAUACGCAAACCUGAAAGGUAACAUUCCAGAUGAAAUUUAUAAAUUGACUGAAUUGGAAUAUCUAAAUUUAGAAGGAACAAAUUUAGUGCUAUCGUACCUUGACUUAAAUGGAUCAAGUCUAUCUGGAUCGAUACCUGACGGUCUAUAUUCAUUAACUGAAUUAGAAUAUCUGAAUCUACAAGGAAGUAAAUUUAAUGGUGGUUUAAGUGGUAAGAUUAGAGAUAUGAAUAAAUUAUUGGCUCUUGACUUAAGUGGAUCAAAUCUGUCUGGACCGAUACCUGAUGAUCUAUACUCAUUAACUGAAUUACGAUAUCUGAAUCUACAACAAAACAGAUUUGAUGGUGGUUUAAAUGAUAAGAUUAGAGAUCUGAAUAAAUUAUUGUAUCUUGACUUAAGUGGAUCAAAUAUAUCUGGAUCGAUACCUGAUGGUCUAUAUUCAUUGACUAAAUUGGAAUAUCUAUAUCUUAUGGGUAAUAGUAUCAAUGGUACUUUAUCACCUAAGAUUGGUAAUAUGAUUAGGUUGACUAGUCUAAAUCUAAGUUUUAAUCAAUUAAGUGGAAUUAUACCAAAUGAAAUAGGUAAUUUAAUCAAUCUGAAAGAUUUAGAAAUGAGAGAGAAUAAAUUUGAAGGUAAUAUUCCUGAUCUGAGUCGUCUGGAAAUUUUAGUAAAUAUGAAUAUUAGCUCAACAAAACAUAUUCUGAAUGCAAGUUGUGAUAAUAAAACGUUACCUCCAUAUAUUACUAAGAACAGAUGUUUCAUUGCACCUGUGAACAGAUUAUGCAAUAGUACUAUACACUGCGAAUAUAGCAAUAAGCCUGUAGAUAAAUCAUCAAUUGGUUCAAUGUUCUACACACCAAUACUGAAAAUGGUUGUUAUGAUGAUAGCGUGCAGAGGUGUGAUAGAGACGGAGAGAUUUAUUGAGGGUUGA
Messenger RNA from Schistocerca gregaria, 1209 nucleotides. RefSeq lists its product as uncharacterized. The record is from RefSeq and is a predicted model, not a curated record. Lineage: Eukaryota; Metazoa; Arthropoda; Insecta; Orthoptera; Acrididae. The transcript has 4 exons. Bases 1 to 1209 code for a protein of 402 amino acids. Gene Ontology annotation, molecular function: protein binding.